AUGUCGAUCCGCUGCAAGGAACAGGCAGAGCCCAUUCCCUCCGAUCGAUGUAUCAACCAGGCACAGAACUCAAUUGAGGAACAAAAUGCAAAUCUAUCCUCCACACUCCGUAGCCUUAUCAGCGGUCUCCGCAGCCUGGAAAUUUCUUCAGUUGGGUUGCGAUUUGUCAUUUCACUCGCACUCGCGUACGGCGGUAGAGCCGGAUCGAUAUGUUCGCGAUAA
Molecule: messenger RNA, 222 nt
Organism: Penicillium mononematosum
Lineage: Eukaryota; Fungi; Ascomycota; Eurotiomycetes; Eurotiales; Aspergillaceae
Exons: 1
Coding region: 1-222 (73 amino acids)
Source: RefSeq, a predicted model, not a curated record